AUGCAAAAAGAUAAUGAAAUAAAUAAAUUGAUCAAACAAUCUAUUCCCAAUAGAUGUAGAACAGAGAUAUCACAUUGGAGAAAGGCUUUCAAUUUGGUUGUGCUUGUAAUAGAAAGUAAUGGUAUUUGUCUUGAAGAUUUUCUUGAAGAAAUAAGAGAUUUAAAUAUUAUAUUUAAUUAUCUUCAAGAAGUUGAUCCAGUGGAUUUUAAGACUUUGCUUGAUAAAAUA
This is a messenger RNA of Racocetra persica, 228 nucleotides long. Lineage: Eukaryota; Fungi; Glomeromycota; Glomeromycetes; Diversisporales; Gigasporaceae. The record is from the annotation of a GenBank genome assembly.